Dictyostelium discoideum AX4 is the source of this 1065-nucleotide messenger RNA. RefSeq names its product isocitrate dehydrogenase (NAD+) (gene idhA). Gene Ontology annotation, biological process: tricarboxylic acid cycle. The transcript is spliced from 2 exons. Lineage: Eukaryota; Evosea; Eumycetozoa; Dictyosteliales; Dictyosteliaceae. Gene Ontology annotation, cellular component: mitochondrion. Gene Ontology annotation, molecular function: oxidoreductase activity, acting on the CH-OH group of donors, NAD or NADP as acceptor; magnesium ion binding; NAD binding. Bases 1 to 1065 code for a protein of 354 amino acids. The record is from RefSeq and is a predicted model, not a curated record.
AUGUUCUCAAGAAAAUCUUUAUCUAUUUUUUCUACAUUACGUAACUAUUCUAGUAGUACAAGUAAAAUUCAAAAAGUUACAUUAAUUCCAGGUGAUGGUAUUGGUCCAGAGAUUUCAGAAUCAGUUAAAAGAGUAUUUUCAGCAGUCAAAGCACCAAUUGAAUGGGAAACUGUUGUAGUUGAUGCCAAUACAGGUAUUUCAAAAGAAGUUAUUGAAUCAAUUUCAAAAAAUAAGAUUGGUUUAAAAGGUCCAAUCUCAACACCAAUUGGUACAGGACAUCAAUCAUUGAAUUUAGGUCUUCGUAAGACUUUUAAUUUAUAUGCCAACAUUAGACCAUGUCUUUCAAUUCCAGGUCAUAAAACACGUUACAACAAUGUAAACACCGUUGUUGUCAGAGAAAAUACAGAGGGUGAAUACUCUGGUAUUGAGAAUCAACCAGUUAAGGGUGUUGCUCAAUCAAUUAAAAUCAUCACAAAAGAAGCCUCCACCAGAAUCGCACACUAUGCUUUCCAAUACGCCUUGGCCAAUGGUAGAAAGAAGGUCACCUGUAUUCACAAAGCAAACAUUAUGAAACAAUCCGAUGGUCUCUUUGUUAAAUCAUGCAGAGAAGUUUCAACUCGUUAUCCAUCCAUUAAAUAUGAAGAAUUAACCAUCGAUAACAAUUGUAUGCAAUUGGUUUUAGAUCCAAAUCAAAUGGACGUUAUGGUACUCCCAAAUCUCUAUGGUGAUAUCGUUAGUGAUUUAUGUGCUGGUUUAAUUGGUGGUUUAGGUCUUACCCCAUCUGGUAACAUUGGUGAAAAUGGUUCUGCUAUCUUUGAAGCCGUCCAUGGUACUGCCCCUGAUAUUGCUGGUAAAAACAAGGCAAAUCCAACCGCUCUCAUCUUAUCAUCAAUUAUGAUGUUACGUCAUCUCGGUCACUUCCAUGAAGCCUCAAUCAUUGAAAAUGCUGUUUUAAAUACUCUUACUGAAGGUAAAGUUAAAACUGGAGAUUUAGGUGGUAAUUCAUCUUGUUCUGAAUAUACUGAUGAACUUGUUAAAAAAAUUACUGAAUCUUUAAAUAAAUAA